AAUAUUUUCAAAGCGAAAUACUGUUUGCGAAGGAUUUAAAACUUCCAAAGUCGUUCAUCCUUGUUCGUGAUGAAUUGAUGGAUUGGAAGAACAACGAUGCUUCACAAGCGCAAAUCAUCUGUAUUUGUAGAGCAACAAGAAGAACGAGUAAACGCAAAACGCAGGCAAUCUUUCGAUACACGCUUAUCUUAUCAAAUUCCUCACAUUGCAGACCCAGAAAUAUCUGUAAGAUUGAAAACCAUUAAAUUCAUCAGUGCCCAUUUAAACUAUGCACCUCCUCUCACGCUCGCUCAAAACAUCAAACCAAUUCUUCAGCAUCAACUAUGGCAAGAAAACGAUCCUCAGCUGGCGCAACAUAUCCUGAAACUGCUGGCAGACAUUGCAGUUCACAAACAUAUUUCAAAGGAUAAAAAUACCACUUUCUCUAUAGUAGAAAUUCUCCACAAAUACUUAGAAGCCCAUCAGUUUUUUGAUGAUUUCGUGACCACCCAAAUUGUCAGUUCCCUGAUUAGUAUUGCAGAGGAGACCGGUUCCUUCAAGGAAUUGGAGAGGGUUUUGGCCUUGAAGCUGCUGUGUACUAAUAAGACAAACCUGAGAGUUAAGUUGUUGGCUCUGUUGGCUGUUACAUCCGAAAGCAAAAAUGAUGAAAAUGGCAUUGUUUUAGAGAUAUUUGAGGGUCUUACGAAGGACCCGUUUCCUUCUGUGAGGAAGGCUGCUUUGGAUGGCUUGGUGCGUUUGCACAAGAAGGGUUAUAAGUUGAGCAAGGGGUGCUAUAAGCGUGCUACUGCCCUUCUUCAGGACAAGGAUGAGCUCGUAAGGUUGUCUGCUAUUAAAGUGGUUCAUGAGUAUGUGGUGGUGUCACACAAAAUAGAGGAGAUACAUACUACUACCCAAAUAAAUCAGGCAUUUCUACAGCUGUGCACUCUCUCAAGGGAUAUGAAUAUGAGAGUGAGAAGUGAAGCACUUGAAGCACUCGGGGAAAUGGGGCCUUUAUCUGAGAAUGUGUUGCUCCAAGCACUUAGUAAGAAGAUUUUGGGGAAAGCAACAAAGAAAUUAACUAGUGGAAUUCAAGAUGUCAAGGAUCCGCUGGACUGUGGUGAAGAAUUUAAUCUUCUCACCCUUAGUGCUGCUGGAGCUUUUCUUCAUGGAGUUGAGGAUGAAUUCUUUGAGGUUCGUGUGGCCACCAUUCAUUCUUUGGUAAGGCUUAGUGGCUUCUCUAAGCAAUUUGCUGAUGGUGCACUGGAUUUAUUGAUGGAUAUGCUGAAUGAUGAUUCUCUUGAGGUUCGCAUGCAUACAUUGCAUGGUUUGCUUCACAUGGCUCAGCUUGAUCACUUGAGAGUGCAGGAAAAACACAUGCAUAUGUUUCUUGGUAUGCUGGAAGACAUCAAUGCUGAUAUACGUUCUGGAGCAAGGAGGCUUCUUGGUCAUAUGAAAUUACCGAGCAUAUCAAUGUUUAAAAUGUCAUUUAAUGCCCUUAUCGAAAAUUUGGACAAGCAUCCACAGGAUGAGAAAGAUAUCAUAUCUGUUAUGUAUCACAUUGGCAAAACGCACAGCACAUUUGUAGUUUGUUCCAGCAAUGAAUUUGUUCAGAAGUUAACAUCUUAUUCAAAUGGAGAAUCAGGUUUGGAUCAUCCUCAUAUGCCAGCGUUGUUGAUUUUAAUGUUGGCAGCACAAAUCUCAAAUGUUGGAAUCUCCUUUCAAAUUCCUCAAAAGUUGAUUUCAUAUGCAAACUAUUUCCAUUACAAGUUUCCUCUCACUCUGUUUGGAUCAACUACAAGUGCAAAUGUGAAAAAUUCACAAUUAGAUGAUAAGCAAGGAAGCUCAGGAAACAGCAAUUGUGACGAGAUGGUUGCAUCAUUGUCCAAAAUUCCAAAUGAUGAAGAGGGCAAUGCCAUGGGCCUUAGAAGUGAUCAAAACUUUGGAAGUGAAACAAGUGAUUCAGAAGCAAAUAUCAAGGCUUUAGAUAUGAAGGAUGGAUCUGCAAACAAAUUGUUAAAUUGUGAAGCAUCAACAAAUGUCUCUGAUGCGUCUGAAAAGGCAAAAGGGAAAGUUUAUUCUUCAUAUCAAAGUGAGAUCCUAUGUUCAGCCGAAAAUAUUCUCAAGACGGUUUCUGGGGCCUGGUCUUUGCUUAAGCAAAAGGGAUUAAUUGGUGUCCUCAAGAAUUUGGGUGAGUGCAAAGAAGCAUUGCGGAAGAUUGAAAGAAAUUUUGAAGAGCCUAUCUCAGUGAUAUCUUUUGCUUCUCUCUAUAUACGUUCCAUUUAUUUUUUAUUUAAGCUUUGGGCCAACUUGAGUCCUAGAGGCUGCCAACAAAUAUCUCCAUCUGGAAUAGAUGCAUCACAGUGCAUUCUGAAAAAAAUAGAGAACACAAUAAAAAGAUUGGGAAAUUGUUUUCUUGGGUUAUCUGAAGAACAGGAGCUGCGCAUACUUGAGCUUAAUGCCCUCAUUUAUAUUUUGAGGUUGUCCUUAUUAGGAGUAAAUUUAUCUUCUUAUGUAUUUAAAAGAUUGACAUCUGUAAUUUGUUGUGCGGAGCUUCUCUAUAAAGGAGAUGGAUUGAGUCAUUCACCCUUUUUAUGGAAAAUCAAGAAAUCACUUUCUGAUGAGAAUGUCAAAUCAUUAUGUUUUCUAAAAUUUGUUCAAGAACUACCUGAACACUUUUCCAUACAGUCCAUUCCCCUGGGAAAAGAACUUGAAGAGAUUAGAGCAGUUUUAAUUGUUCCAAAUAGUUGCUAUGAGCAACCUUUUAGGUUUGUACCCGGAUUGCCUAUUGGAAUCACAGUGCACAUGACAUUGCAUAAUGUAACAAGUGAGUGCAGCAUUUGGUUGGUAAUGGUUCUGGCCAAAUCUAUACAGUAUGAUCUCAUAGAUGUCAGCGAAUUUCAAGGUCUUGAUGGAUCCAAACAGGGCACAAUCACUUUGCCUUUUUAUUCCACAGUAAAAGUUGCUUCAUGUUACUUAGAAAUUUCUGUUAUGAUGGAGUGCUCCUUGGAUGAUGAGAGAGUCUUAUCAUGUCAGGCUGGUCCAAAAGGGGAUCUUUUAUUACUAUCCAAUGUGGAAAAAAUUAAUUUGGUUGCAUCUGUUUAAUAAGAAAAAUCAUAUAUUUGAAAUUUUAGUCCUUUAACAAAAAUAAUGCCUAUGCAUUUAUAAUGGAUUUCAUUCUUCUCUUCCUUGUGCACAAAGAUUUGUUUCAUUGUCUAAAUCAGUUAAUUUUUCAUUCUGUGUA
Molecule: messenger RNA, 3220 nt
Organism: Cryptomeria japonica (Japanese cedar)
Lineage: Eukaryota; Viridiplantae; Streptophyta; Pinopsida; Cupressales; Cupressaceae
Product: protein SIEL
Exons: 8
Coding region: 97-3081 (994 amino acids)
Biological process (GO): intercellular transport
Cellular component (GO): endosome
Source: RefSeq, a predicted model, not a curated record